CUGCGAUACAGAAACCCGCUCCUCCAACGCAAGCAGCGGCAACAUUGUAGCGGAGAAACGCCAGCGGACGGGAAGCAACGAGGGGAGCGCCACGGAAUAGACCCCGUUAUAUUGUUGUGAUUGCCCCAUCUAGAUCGUAUUCUGCCAGAUCUCUCUGAAAAGUGAAUCGGUACACCAUUGAGGAUGUCGGUGGCAGGGCUGAAGAAGCAAUUUCACAAAGCCAGUCAGUUGCUGAGUGAAAAGAUAAGUGGUGCUGAAGGGACAAAGCUGGAUGAAGACUUCAUGGAGAUGGAGAGGAAAAUCGAUGUCACCAACAAAUCAGUGUUGGACCUCUUGACCAAAACAACAGAAUACCUACAACCUAACCCAGCUUCCAGAGCCAAGUUGGGGAUGUUAAACACAGUGUCGAAGAUGAGAGGACAGGUGAAGACCACAGGAUACCCACAGACCGAAGGCCUACUGGGGGACUGUAUGAUGCGCUAUGGACAUGAUCUGGGAGACCAGUCCUCCUUCGGCGGUGCGUUGGUGGACAUCGGUGAGGCCAUGAGGCAGAUGGCCGACGUGAAAGACUCUCUGGACAUCAGUGUCAAACAAAACUUUAUUGACCCACUCCAGAACUUACAGGACAAAGACCUCAAGGAGAUCACGCAUCACCUGAAGAAGCUGGAGGGGAGGCGGUUGGACUUUGACUAUAAGAAGAAGCGUCAGGGGAAGGUGCCUGACGAGGAGAUCCGUCAGGCAGUUGAGAAGUUUGAGGAGAGCAAAGAGCUGGCCGAGAGGAGCAUGUUCAACUUCCUGGAGAACGAUGUGGAGCAGGUGAGUCAGCUGUCAGCGUUGGUUGAAGCUGCGUUAGACUACCACCGUCAGUCUUUGGAGAUCCUAGAAGACCUCAACACCCAACUACAAAACAGGAUAUCCUCAGCCAGCAGUCGACCGAAGAGAGAAUUUAAACCAAAGUCCAUCAUGAGCAGCAUUGAGACCAUAGACAACACUCAACACAAUGGAUCAUAUAGCUCCUCACUCAAGUCCUCAGACAUCCAGAUCAACCACACAGUAAAUGGAAAUGGGAAAACUGAUCCCUUCACCACCAUUCCUCUGUCCUGGCCAGAGAGUCCCACUUUCAACGGCCCCCAAUCGGAGGUGCUGGACCAGCCGUGUGCCAGGUCCCUGUAUGACUUUGAGCCAGAGAACGAUGGUGAGCUGGGCUUUAAGGAGGGUGACAUCAUCAUCCUCACCAACCAGAUAGAUGACAAUUGGUACGAAGGCAUGAUAAACGGAGACUCUGGCUUUUUCCCAAUCAACUAUGUGGAGGUUAUCGUACCCCUGCCCCAGUGAGACAGGAACGGACAGGACACCACCCAAUCAGGGACCAAUCUCCAGAGCCCAACCUCCUCACAGCCUCCCCUGGUCCCUACA
This is a messenger RNA of Oncorhynchus mykiss (rainbow trout), 1416 nucleotides long. NCBI's taxonomy places the organism in Eukaryota, Metazoa, Chordata, Actinopteri, Salmoniformes, Salmonidae. The record is from RefSeq and is a predicted model, not a curated record.